Molecule: messenger RNA, 1925 nt
Organism: Menidia menidia (Atlantic silverside)
Lineage: Eukaryota; Metazoa; Chordata; Actinopteri; Atheriniformes; Atherinopsidae
Source: the annotation of a GenBank genome assembly
UCCGCUUCCCCCCCACCCCUCCGCCCCCUUCUUCUGCGUCUGCACCUCCAGCUCCGCUGGAGCAUCACCGCCCGCUGAGGACAGGUAUCCAGAAUGAGCGCUGCGUGAGCAGAAAACUGCAGCUCACCUCCAACUGAUGAGGAGAAAUCGGUGCAUCCAAGCUGUUGAGAUUUUUGCCAAAGUUUCGUGCCAAGGGAGGGAAAAAAAACCUUGGGCGCUCGCGAGUCCUUGCGCCACAGAGACGCGUGUUAAGUGGGUGGACGGGGACGUUCACAUGCAAUAAGUGUCAGCCGCGGCCAGGUAGCCAACUACGCAAGAGCGCACCCUCCGGUCCUCCUUGCUGAACUUUACCCGCUGAGCGUUUGACGAGAUGGCCGCUGCUGCCGCCACUACUCUUGGGGAAGUUGGAAGCGUCCUGCAGGGCAUCGACGGCGUCGCUCACGUAGGUUCCCAUUUCUUCCUCGGUCCCCCGGGGGACAGUCCUCCGCUGCUCGGGGAGCACCUCUUACCUGGGGACCGGCUGUGGAGCACCACGACGGAUUUAACGCACCUAAAAGGGAUUCUCAGGAGGAGGCAGUUGUACUGCAGAACUGGAUUUCACCUGGAAAUACUUCCGGAUGGCACGGUGCAGGGCACGAGGAAGGACCACAGCCGUUUUGGCAUUUUGGAAUUCAUAAGCCUCGCUGUUGGGUUGAUAAGCAUUAAAGGGGUGGACAGUGGACUUUACCUGGGGAUGAAUGACAAAGGAGAGUUGUAUGGCUCUAAAAAGCUUACAGCUGAAUGUGUCUUCAGGGAGCAGUUUGAGGAGAACUGGUACAACACAUACUCGUCCAACCUCUACAAACACGGAGACAAAGGGACGCGUUACUUUGUGGCGUUGAAUAAAGAUGGCACGCCGAGGGACGGGACUAAAUCGAGGAGGCACCAGAAAUUCACGCACUUCCUGCCAAGGCCGGUGGACCCCGACCGCGUGCCGGAGCUGUACAGGGAUAUCCUGGGACACAGCUGAGAUGUGGAGGGGCCUGCAGGCUCAGAUCAGGAAUAACUGCUUAGAGCCCUGCCCGGCAGGGAGCAGGAAGAGAAAAAGAGGGACGCAGGCGGGGAUGAGGCCGGUGCAGGCUGGCGGACGGCAGCCCGACCGGCAGGGAUAAAGGUACCGGGGGGCCUCUUGCAGGAAUGCACGGGAGGCCAUCUCUCAGCAGCCACGAAGACAGGCUAGAAUGUCUCGGCAUGAGGGGCUCGUUUGUUCCAGAGGCUGAGCGACCCUGCGAGUGUCCCCGUGGAAUAGGAGACAAAUGGGAAACGGAGCUGCUCGGUCGUGGAGCAUCUCCCCUGUUGUCUGCUGGACAGAGAUGUCAGCUGACAGGGAAGUCUGUGGGAACCUGUAUUAUCUGGAGACUUUACGCAGGUGCUGUGUCAGAGAGCUGCAGUUUGUUCAGAAGGACUUUGAAGGAUUUUUAUCUUUUUAUUUCUUACCUGUGUCAAGACCUGAUUGAAAAGAGCAAAAUGUACAUGUUUAUUUAUUCAUUUUAGAUACACAUAUUUAUGCUAUAUAUUUAUUUAUUUUGGAAUAUAUUUUUACAGUUAGAAUCAUGCAAUACAGGCAAACCACUAGAGUCUAUAUCAACUAUAUAAAGAUUUUAAAGCUGUACAUUUAAGCCCUUUUGUACCAAAACAAAGCAAAUUAUUAAGUGUAAUAGGACCAAACCUUUGAAUGGAUUUCCACAUCUGGUGUACUUUAUCACAAUGUGGCAACUGUGAAUCCCAGUGUAAUUCCCUCUGAUCCAAUAAUUUUGACCAAACUACUGUUACAUGUCUUUAAAAAAUAAUAAUCUGAAGCCAACAAAUUGGAAUAGAAAGAAACAAUAAAUUUCUUUAAACCUCAUUAAAAUGCCUUUUUUUUGUGACCCCCACCGGAUCAUGGA